Cornus florida is the source of this 802-nucleotide messenger RNA. RefSeq lists its product as uncharacterized. The transcript has 2 exons. Lineage: Eukaryota; Viridiplantae; Streptophyta; Magnoliopsida; Cornales; Cornaceae. The coding region runs from base 50 to 802 and encodes 250 amino acids. The record is from RefSeq and is a predicted model, not a curated record.
GGUUAGACAUUUACUUUUACAAAACAUUGAGUAUAGAGUAGGGAAUGGGAUGAAGUUCAUGAUGAUUACAGACCCUUGGUGUGAUAACCAAUCUUUAAUCCAGAGAUUUGGAGCUACAUUAUUUCGACAAGGGGACAGGAAGGCUUUAUUAGCAGAUCUUAUUAUAAAUGGCAGAUGGAAUAGACCUGAAUUUAUUCCUGAGACAGUGUUUAAUGUUAUCCAGAGGAUUAAUAUUGUUGCAGGUUUAGACACUAUAGGCUGGAAGAAUGGUAGUUUCAAUCUGAAACAAGCUUUGAACUCAUGCAGAUAUAUUACUCCAACUGUGAACUGGUGGGAUCUAUGUUGGAAACACUGCAGGCCUCGAAUUGCUAUAGGGGUUUGCAUCAUUUUACACAACAAGAAUUUAUCCUUUGUAAACUUGCAAAAACGAGGCAUUACCCUUGCUGCUAUUUGUCACAACUGUAUGAGAAAUGUGGAUUCCAAUGAUCUCAUAUUUUGCACUUGUAGCUAUGCUCAGAAGGUAUGGUGUGAGAUUUUUUCUCUUCUACGCAUAGAUAAUCCAGGAUGUAAUUCUCUCAUGCAACUAGUGGAGUGGUUUGGCUUACAAACCAAUUCUACUUCUACAAAAUCAAAAGUGUUGAGCUCAGUUUUUUCAACUGUUAUUUGGAAAAUAUGGGCCAUCAGAAAUGAUGUACUGCACAAUGGAGUUCAAAUCCAAACUAAUUUUGCUGCACAGUCUAUUAUUUGGGAGGUGCUGACUCAUCUCAAAAUCAGACUUGAAGAUUUACUGCUCAUUUUUUAG